Procambarus clarkii (red swamp crayfish) is the source of this 2584-nucleotide messenger RNA. RefSeq lists its product as uncharacterized. Lineage: Eukaryota; Metazoa; Arthropoda; Malacostraca; Decapoda; Cambaridae. The record is from RefSeq and is a predicted model, not a curated record.
CAGUCAGCCAGUUACCCCUCUGGUGUUGCGUCCUACGGUACGUCUGCUCGCUCCUCGCCAGCCUCGCCUCCUCCAGUAAGGUCUGGUCGCUCCUCGCCACCACGGACGCCUCCUCCAGUAAGGCCUGGUCGCUCCUCGCCAGCCUCGCCUCCUCCAGUAAGGUCUGGUCGCUCCUCGCCACCACGGACGCCUCCUCCAGUAAGCCUGGUCGCUCCUCGCCACCACGGACGCCUCCUCCAGUAAGGCCUAGUCGCUCCUCGCCAGCCUCGCCUCCUCCAGUAAGGUCUGGUCGCUUCUCGUCACCACGGACGCCUCCUCCAGUAAGCCUGGUCGCUCCUCGCCAGCCUCGCCUCCUCCAGUAAGGCCUAGUCGCUCCUCGCCAGCCUCGCCUCCUCCAGUAAGCCUGGUCGCUCCUCGCCAGCCUCGCCUCCUCCAGUAAGCGUAGUCGCUCCUCGCCGCCACGGACGCCUCGUCCAGUAGGCCUGGUCGCUCCUCGCCGCCACGGGACGGCGGCUGUUAAACAGGUGUGAGACUCCUCUCGUCAGCGCCUCCCUCAGAGAUGGAGUGCUGCACCGCCGCCACCCGUGGCCACAGGCUGGUGCUGGAGCGCUGCUGUUGCUGUUGUUCAUUGCAAACUGGCGCCCUCAUCAUCGCCUCGUUGGAGAUAGUUGUUUGCCUGGCCCUGAUAAUCACUGUAUUGACGCAAUUUUCAGAUGAUGUGGGACAAAUAUUUGAGUUGAUCGCCCAUAUUGUCAUCGCGUUUGUGCUUAUUUAUGGAGUGAAAAAGAGUCGGCGCCAUCUGGUGGUGGGUUGGUUGUGGAUGAGGGGUGUGGUUGUGAUCAUGGACUUCAUAAUCCUCGCCCUCGACUCCAUUGUAUUUCACUCGUGGCUCCUCCUCGUCAUCAGCAUCGUCACCACAGUCAUACUCUGCUACACCAUGUUGGUCGUCCGUUCUUACGUUCUCACUAUGAGUGAGGCCGAGGAGGAGGAUAAAGUACACUUAGAGGAGGUCACCGCCAGCACCUAAACCAGCCUCCAGGAAACAUGCGGGCUCACCAUAGCCCGUGCUACUUGGAACUUUGUUCCGGGUAGCGAAUCUUUAACAACAAACAACAACUCCAGGAAAUUGAAGACUAGGCUUCGUCUUGUUUACUCCAGUGAAAAUGACGCUUACAUUCAUUUUAAUUUACCGAAGGGCCAGCUUAUCCUGCCAACGAACAUACUUUACAACUUACGACACUUUUCAUGGCUAUUGAAGCAUUUAAUUCUUACUUCCAUUAGCACUCUAAUUAUUAUCUAAUUGAAGAAAAUUCUACAUAAUCUUCAGAUGUAAACAAAUCAUUCAUGUUCAAAGUUUUCAUACAUAAUAGUUUUAUUAAAUCUUUUAUAAUGUAAUAUAUUGAAUUCGAAGAUAUAAUGACUGUGUUUAUCCUGGUAACUAGACUUUGCAAUGUUUGUUGUUUAAUGGACAGACAGUGUAAAGGCAGACUGUAAUAAUAUUCACCAACAGUGUCGCUGUUUAUCUAUUUUCGCCCAUCUAACCAUCCAUAUUCCCAAUAUCACUUCUGUAAUGUAUACUGUUCACUCGCACAGUUCACUGUUCACAGUCUACAUGUCGCUUCUCUAUUGUAUCACAACAAUCACGUCUCACAUAUCACUGUUGUAUUGUUUCACUGUACACGUUUCAUAUAACGCCGCUGUAUUUUAUUCCUAUUCAAUAAUGUUUCACAUCAGCUCGUCCUCCUAAGGUUUCCCAACGUCCACAGAACGGUCAAUUUAAAGUGUCCUCUCCUAACCUACCAGAGGACCCAAAAUAGAAAACGGGACAAUACGUAACUUUCGCUAGCCACUUCUAUUUUUUUAGUACGCCAAUUUUUGGCCUUAUGUAACGCAUAAGAUCGAAAAGCGAUGUUCUUUGUAGGAGGACAGGUAGUUCACAUAGCGCUUCUCUACUAUAUCAAUGUAUAAUCAUGUUUUACAUAUCGCUACUAUUCGUGGGGUUCAGUCCCUGAGCCCCUUAUGUGCCUCUGUAACCCUUUCCACUACCGCCCACAAGAUGGGUAUGGGGUGCAUAAUAAAUGAACUAAACUAACUAACUAAAUUAGCUACUAUUCUGUAUUACUGCACAAUUACAAGUUUUACCUUCAUUUGUUCAUUUGUAAUACUGCGCAGAAUCUCGAUCUCCUAGCGUCUCUCAUUAAAUUCAUUCAGUAUGUCCUUCAGUAUCAUUUUCUUCCGUGUUUAUACUGCUACCAGUCCAUCAACCUUAUAACCUACCCCUGUUGAUCUAGCAACAUUUAAGUUGACAUUUGUUCUUUAUCAAGUACUGUUACACUUUUUUUCUCUUUUCUACAACGGUGUUACUUAAAUUCAAUAAAGCUGGCAAUGAGCUAAAAAUACUACUGCAUAAAUUUGUCCUUACAACCUCUGUGGUCUAUUUUAGACCACAGAGGUUGGAAUAGGAGGGCGAAAGGAAGGAACGGUGCCUUUUUUAUUACUAACUCAUGGGAGGCAUGCAAGGGCAUGCCUCCCAUGCCCUUGCACCACCCAUAGCAUUGCUGUUCAAUAAAUCCCUAGAGUGUCA